Messenger RNA from Vicia villosa (hairy vetch), 2445 nucleotides. RefSeq lists its product as uncharacterized. The record is from RefSeq and is a predicted model, not a curated record. Lineage: Eukaryota; Viridiplantae; Streptophyta; Magnoliopsida; Fabales; Fabaceae. The transcript is spliced from 4 exons. The coding region runs from base 1 to 2445 and encodes 814 amino acids.
AUGGAUUUGGUGGACCCUCCAACUAUAGGAGGAAAGUUUAGUUGGAUCAAUAGAAGUUGUAGAGCGAUGAGCCGAUUCGAUAGACUAUUUCUAUCGGACAAAUUCAUAGUAGAUUGGAAGGUGGAAGGUCAAUCUAUUGGGGAAAGGGAUGUAUCUGAUCACGCGCAAAUUUGGAUUAAAGAUAAUAAGAGGAAUUGGGGCCCAAAACCAUUUAGGUUCAAUAAUCUUUGGUUUGAUCAUGAUAGCUUCUUUAAUUUUGUGGAAUUGGAGUGGAAAAAGAUGUCGGUGAAGGGGAGAGGAGAUUAUUGCUUGGUAGAAAAAUUGAAAGUUCUUAAAGGUUAUAUAGCUAAGUGGAACAAGGAUGUCUUCGGGUGGAUAGAUCUCAAAAUUGAUAACGCGGGAAAAGAGAUGAAUUUUUUAGAUAACCAGUUUGCUCAUUUUGCAGGUAAUGUUCCGGAGGAGAUGGUGCUCGAAAGAUCAAGAGCGAAUAUUGAGUUUUGGGAUAACCUUAAUAAAAAAGAAUGCUUGAUCCGCAAAAAAUCUAGACAACUUUGGUUAUCCAAAGGUGAAUGCAACACUGGUUUUUUUCACAAUUCUCUAAAAGAUAGACGUAGGAGGAACUCUUUAUGCACUCUUGAUUCUAGAAGGGGAAGAUUGGAAGAAGUUAGUGAGGUUAAACAUUUCAUUUUCAACCAUUUCAAGUCUUUUUACAAAGAAGAAGUGGUGGGGAGACAAAAUCUUAGUGGGUUGUCGUUUAAGGAAUUAAACCGGUCGAAGAGCAUAGAUCUUGAGAGAUUGUUUACCAAGAUGGAAAUCAAGGAGGCUAUUUGGGCGUGUGAUGAAUUGAUCCCUAAGAACACCAAUCCCCAAAAUAUAGGCGAGUACCGCCCCAUUUGUUUGGUAGGAAGUAUUUACAAGAUUUUAGCGAAAAUCUUGGCGGCUAGACUGAAAGUUGUUAUAGGUAGUUUGAUUUCCUACAACCAAACCGCUUUUGUGCCGGAUAUGAAUAUGAUGGAUGGAUUUUUAUUGGUGAAUGAGAUAAUUGAUUGGUCUAGAAGAAAUAAAAAAAAGUGUCUUUUGCUUAAGGUGGAAUUCAAAAAGGCUUAUGAUUCCGUUUCUUGGGAAUACAUUAGAGAGAUGAUAAGGAGGAUGGGUUUUGGGGUUAGAUGGAUGAAAUGGAUGGAGGCUUGCAUCUUCACGAGUCACAUGUCUGUUUUAGUCAAUGGGAGUGCAACAAAGGAUUUCAAGGUGCAAAAAGGUUUGAGACAAGGUGAUCCCUUGUCUCCGUUUCUCUUUGUUCCAGCUAUAGAGGGGGAGUGGCUCUUCAAUUCGGCAACGGCGUUUAUUUCUUGCAAGAAAGGUGGGAUCUCUUUCAAAUUAUUAGGAAUCUUGGUGGGGGAGAGUCCUAGAAAGAAGAAAGUUUGGGCGGAGUUUACUUUAUCAUUUUACAAAGCUCCGGGGAAGGUCUUAGAAGAGAUUAGAAGGCUUCAAAGCAAUUUUUUAUUGAGCGGGAAAGUAGAUAAAAAAAGUAUUCAUUGGGUGAAUUGGGAUAAGAUUUACAAACCAAAGAAGAAGGGUGGCUUAGGUGUGAGAGAUGUAAGAGAGGUUAAUAAGGCUCUUAUUCUAAAAUGGAAGUGGAGGAUUUUGAAGGAGGAUAAUGCUAUUUGGAGUAGAUUUGUAUUGUUGAGGUAUCACUAUCCAGAGCUAAAGGUGCAAGCUCCGAGAGGGGAAAUGUGUUGCAAAGAUGACUCUAUUUGGUGGAGGGACAUUAACAAUAAUGAUUUGCUCGACGAGUUUGUUGUUAAUGGUUUCUCCGGAUGUUACAAGUGCAAUUGUAAAAACGAAAAAGACACUCUUUUUUGGCAUAAUUUUUGGUUGGGAGAUCAAUCUCUUCGCGAGUCUUUCCCGGAAUUGUUUGAUAUGUCAACCAUCAAAAAUUGUGCGGUUGCGGAUUUGAUGGUGUUGGAAAAUGGCAGGUACAAGUGGACGCCGGGAUUGUUGUUCGGCAGCAGUGGAGUUUUGGCUGCUGCAGCAGCGGCUGUUCUGGACAGCGCUGGUUGCGCUCGUCUCUGCACCGAGCUGGACGUCAUGCAGCUUAACGUGGCGGAGAAUGACGGGUUUUCGUGGUGUAUCAAUUCGGAGAAUGAUUUUAAGGUGGCUAGCAUUUCCAACAUUGUUAGUGUUUCCAAAACUUUUGCUUGGGCUCCUAAUGUUAUCAAGUUGUUGAAGGUGAUGUGGAAUCUCAAAAUUCCUCCUAAAAUGAAAGUUUUUGCGCCAAGAUUUUUUGUCGGAAGAAUUCCUUCUAAUGAUAAUCUCUUGAAAAGGGGUAUGACGAACUUGGAUAAUUUGGAUUUUGUUUUUUGCGGUAUGCAUCUGGAGAAUUUCUCUCAUCUCUUUUUUAAUUGUCAUAUAGUGAAAGAUAUUUGGAAAAGCAUGUAUGGUUGA